Dufourea novaeangliae is the source of this 1844-nucleotide messenger RNA. RefSeq names its product serine/threonine-protein kinase PAK 2 (gene Pak3). NCBI's taxonomy places the organism in Eukaryota, Metazoa, Arthropoda, Insecta, Hymenoptera, Halictidae. The transcript has a single exon. The coding region runs from base 208 to 1704 and encodes 498 amino acids. Gene Ontology annotation, molecular function: protein serine/threonine kinase activity; ATP binding. Gene Ontology annotation, biological process: intracellular signal transduction; regulation of axonogenesis; protein phosphorylation. Gene Ontology annotation, cellular component: cytoplasm. The record is from RefSeq and is a predicted model, not a curated record.
CGAUGUUCUGUCGCGACAGAGUGUGAGUGCGACAGCGACAGAGCCAGAGCCGAGGAGCGAGUGAUGUUACGAAUCUUACGAUGAGAAUCGCGAUUUAAAAAGUGAUCGUCGUGUCUUUCUCCCUUCCUAUUUUUAAUCGUCCGGAGAUAAAAAAAUUGCAACAUAUCGUAAACGGCACGCGACAAGAGCGCGACAUCGCGCGCUAAAAUGAGCCUCAGCAUAACGAAGCUAUUCUCGAGGAAGAAAGCCGCUGAGAUUGGUUUACCCACAAACGUCUCUCAUCAGUUUCAUGUGAGUAAAAAUGCCGAGACAGGACAACUGGAGGGUCUGCCCGAAUCUUGGAUUCGGUUGCUCAACACCCAGAUAUCGAAAUCAGAGCAGGACGAGCAUCCUGCCGCUGCAUUGCAAGCCAUCAAAUUCUACAACUACUCGAUCAAACGAAAACCAGAGGAAAAGGUAUUCAAACCUUUCGUUACAGAAGAUCUGAUCGAGGAGGAGUCUCAGGAGAUCGACAAAAUCUUGACGAAGAAAUACCAAUCCAGAGAUUCAGACGGUUCAGGUUCUGUGAGCUCUACGGACAGUCAAGAACAGAAGUUGCCAGAGCUUCCACCCAAGGUUAAUAAAAUCCCGAAGCCCACUCCACGAAUAUGUCUGGACAGAGUCGAAAAGUCUCUCACCGAAAUUUUGGAAGAUUUAAACACCUAUCGAAUAGAGGACGAUCAAUUGCCGGAGGAUGGAAACACUCCGAACAAAACAGAGGAGAGUCCUGUUCUGAGAAGAAAAACAACAGAUUCCACAGGGGUGAAGCUCAGCGACGAAGAAGUUUUUGAGGAGCUCAGAACUAUCUGUCACAGCGGAGAUCCUAACCUUCGAUUCGAAAGAACCAAGGAGGUCGGUGCUGGUGCUUCGGGUACUGUAUUCAUAGCCACUGAUUUGCAAACCAAUCAGCGAAUAGCCGUAAAGGAUAUAGAUUUAUCGAAACAACCAAAGAAGGAACUAAUAUUGACGGAAAUUAAGGUUCUCAAAGAAUUUCAGCAUCCGAAUCUGGUUAACUUCUUGGAUGCGUACCUUAUAGAUGAACAUUUGUGGGUAAUUAUGGAACUGUUGGAGGGUGGACCAUUGACAGAUGUUGUUACUGAAACCGUAAUGAAGGAGGCACAGAUUGCUGCAGUUUGUAGGGAAGUUUUGAAGGCAAUUAGUUUUUUGCAUACAAGAGGAAUUAUUCACAGAGAUAUCAAGUCUGACAAUGUACUUCUUGGGAUGAAUGGUGCUGUGAAAGUUACAGACUUCGGUUUUUGUGCUAAUAUUGAUGGUGAUGAGAAACGACAGACUAUGGUUGGUACUCCAUAUUGGAUGGCACCAGAAGUAGUGACAAGAAAACAGUAUGGUAAAAAGGUGGAUAUAUGGUCUUUAGGUAUUAUGGCUAUCGAAAUGAUAGAGGGCGAACCACCUUAUAUGAAGGAAACACCUUUAAGAGCAUUGUAUUUAAUUGCUGCUAUUGGUAAACCUUCUAUACCCAGAUGGGACACAUUAAGUCCAAUAUUUCAGAACUUUUUAGAAAGGUGUUUAGCUGUUGAAGUUGAUGAGAGAGCAACAGCCGAUGAAUUGCUCUCUCAUCCAUUCUUAGAGAACUGUGCGGAAUUAACAACCCUUACACCAUUAAUUCGAGCAGCACAGAAAAUACUUCAUAAAGCUUUCUACUAAAUAUUAUUUUAAAGUAAGAGUUAAAAUAUUUGUGUCAGGUUUAUUAUGCAUUUGUAUUCUCAAGUGCACAGAAUACUGCAUUGAUGUGAUUUAUACAAUGGAAAGUAUUUCUUAUAUUGCACAAGGAAUAUAAUUGUAUG